This is a messenger RNA of Zootermopsis nevadensis, 984 nucleotides long. RefSeq names its product mitochondrial ribosomal protein L24 (gene mRpL24). Gene Ontology annotation, cellular component: ribosome. Gene Ontology annotation, molecular function: RNA binding; structural constituent of ribosome. Lineage: Eukaryota; Metazoa; Arthropoda; Insecta; Blattodea; Termopsidae. The record is from RefSeq and is a predicted model, not a curated record. Gene Ontology annotation, biological process: translation.
UAAUUUCCCAAGUUCGAUAUCUCGAAAGAAAGUUCUGAACCUGAAGUUGUUUGAGAAGUUUUAUUUAACAUUUGAUUGUUUUUGUGUUGUAUAAUUCUUAAAUAUGCGAUUAUCAGUUGUUUUGUGUAAUAAAGUUGCCGAUUUAACGAAGCAGUAUUCUAAUCUUCCGGAGUCGUAUAUCAAACGAGCUAUGGAGCAGGUAUAUUGGCGCACACCAGCAGCCCCUCAGUAUCUGCGGCGAGAGAUAAAACGUAAGAAGUACUAUUUUGGUGUUCAUCGACCUUGGACAGCAGAGUUUCAGGCGGAGAACCAGCGAGGAACAAUUCGCAAGAAAGUGUUUGUUGAGCCAAUCCGUGAAUGGAGCUAUUUCAAAGGAGACAGGGUGGAGGUAUUGGUUGGACAAGACAAGGGAAAACAAGGUAUUAUCAGCCAGGUUAUCCAGGAACGUAACUGGGUUAUUGUCGAAGGUCUGAACUGUGAGCUCAAAGUGUAUGGGAAAAGUAAGGACUUCCCUGGGGUCUAUCUGAAAUCGGAACAACCGUUGUUGGUCACUAAUGAGGUGGCGUUAGUGGAUCCUUCAGAUCUAAAAUCUUCAGCAAUUGAAUGGAGGUACACUGAAGCAGGACAGAAGGUCCGUGUAUCUGUUAGAACUGGUCGCAUAGUCCCAAUCCCAAAAGGUGCAGAAGAAACAUAUGAUUAUAAAACAAAAGCUACAUACAAAGAGUCAGAGAGGGACACGAAGGCAUCAGAAGCGACAGAAAUUACUUUUGAACCUGCCUUGAAGACCUUUGAAAUGGAUAUUAUGGAAUGCAUGGGUAUCCAAGAGGACAGGGUACCAGCUAAGACUUUCUGGUAUUGAGUAUGUAACGCAGUAAAUAUUUGUAUGAAGUAGAAGUAGUAAUAUCUGAUUUUGUAUAUGUAAAUUGUGAUCAUGUUUGAUGGAACCACUGGGAUAUUAUAAUAAUAUCAAAAAUGAAUGCUGAA